AUGAUAAUCUUUGGGGGUACAAACUGCAAUACCAGAAGCAACAUCUCAUUGUCUGUGGCAAGGCUAGAUACCAUAACUGAACUUGAAAAGCAAAGAUACAGCUAUUGUCCCAUUCUUGCAAAAGGCCCAACCAGGCAGUCAGAUCCAUCAUCAACUGCAUAUGUUACUUGCCUGGUCUCAAUAAUCGCAAUUUGUAUCAGUGCAAAUGCACAGCAAAAUGUGUUCAACGUUCAAAGUUAUGGAGCUGCUGGCAAUGGCAUCACUGAUGAUUCCUUGGCGUUCAUGAAGGCAUGGAAGGAUACAUGUGGUGCUGGAACAGGCAUUCCUACCAUGAUUAUCCCCAAGGGGAAAAUAUUUUUGGUGAAUCCCAUAACAUUCACAGGCCCCUGCAAGCCUAGCAUAAUCAAUGUCAAGUUAUCAGGAACCAUUGUAGCACCCAAUGGUCCUGAUCAAUGGAAGGCAGCUGAUCUGUCAACAUGGUUAGCCUUUCAGGACGUAAAUGGUCUAACUAUUGAUGGCCCUGGCACGAUGGACGGGAGUGGCAAAGGCUGGUGGGAUCGCUCAUGCAAACUUCAUCCUGGUCAUCAGGGAUGCAUCAGACUAGCACCAACGGUACUCAAAUUUGCCAGAUGCAACAAUAUUCACAUGAGCAAUAUUAAGUUUCAAAACAGCCCUCAAACGCAUGUGCUGGUGUUGGGAUGCCAAGAUGUUGACUUCGGAUUCUUGACUGUACAAGCUCCUGGAACAAGCCCCAACACUGACGGGAUACAUAUUCAGAUUUCUCGUAAUGUAUCCAUUCACAAUUCACAAAUUGGUGAUGGAGAUGAUUGUAUCUCCAUAGGUGAUUUGACCUCUGACAUCAACAUCACUAACAUUAAUUGUGGUCCUGGUCAUGGUGUGAGCAUUGGAAGCCUAGGAAAGGAUGGACGGGAGGCUCAAGUAAAGAAUAUUAACGUGAGGGGAGUAAAUUUCCGACGGACAACUAAUGGGGUACGAAUCAAGACAUGGCAGACAGGCAGAGGUGUAGUUGAGAAUGUAUCUUUCUCAAACAUGAACUUCACAGCAGUGGAAAAUCCAAUUAUCAUUGAUCAGUUCUACUGUGAUGUUCCGAAUUCAUGUAGGAAAACGAACACUGGAGUUCAUAUCAAUGGUGUGCUCUACUCUCAACUAUAUGGGACAUCAAGAACACAAGUGGCAAUCAAUCUGAAUUGCAGCGACAAUUUUCCUUGCACGGGCAUUACAUUAGAGAACAUUCAGUUGGCCUCAGCAACUCGAGGAGGGCAUUUGGUUUCUAGCUGCAACAAUGCCAUUGGAGUGAGUAGAGGAAUUGUAGAGCCAAAAUCCUGUCUCCCAAACAUAAUUUAA
Molecule: messenger RNA, 1365 nt
Organism: Theobroma cacao (cacao)
Lineage: Eukaryota; Viridiplantae; Streptophyta; Magnoliopsida; Malvales; Malvaceae
Product: putative polygalacturonase At1g80170
Biological process (GO): carbohydrate metabolic process
Molecular function (GO): polygalacturonase activity
Source: RefSeq, a predicted model, not a curated record